AUGGAUGAUGGAGACAUCGCUCUGGCCGAGCCGUGGGCUGCCCGUCGAAUAUGCACAGCAAAGCGCUUAUGCAAGGAAACGCCGGUUGGUUGGCUGGUCGCUCAUAAAAAGAAUGAAGAGUUACUAAUCAAGUUUCUCCGCGGACUUCGACGACCUUCGUUAGUUCAACCGUGGAUCGCCAAGUUUUGGGAAUUAGAGACCUGUCAUGUGACCAGUACUCAUUCCGUGGAAGAGACCGCACGUGAAGAACUGUUCGAGCGAACUACUGUGCGUGACGCUGAAGGUAGAUUCGUCAUAAGUUUGCCAAAAAAGGAAAAUGUGAUCCAGAAAUUAGGAGAAUCGAAAGCUAUCGCACUGAAACGGUUCUCGAGCCUGGAGAAAAGGUUAGAUGCGAAUCCUGAGCUGAAGGCGAUGUACAAGGAGUUUAUUCACGAGUAUCAACUAAUGGAGUCGACUUAUUACAUGCCUCAUCUUGCCGAGUUGAAGCCAGACAGCACUACGACAAAACUUCGUAUUGUUUUCGACGGUUCAUGUCGCACAUCGACUGGAUUCUCCUUAAAUGAUGCGUUAGUGGCAAGCCCAGUGGUUCAGGAUGACCUGUUUUCGAUCAUCACCCGUUUUCGUUUGCAUCGCUUUGCUCUUGUCGCGGACGUUGCAAAAAUAUACCAAAUGGUACAAGUUCAACCUUCUGAUCAGAGAAGAGAUUCAUCCGACGAUCCAGUGAAGUCAUUUGAGCUCACCACCGUUACCUACGGCACUGCAUCUGCGCCGUAUCUUGCGACAAAAUGUCUCUCAACGCUAGAGAAAGGUUGCCAAUCGACGCACCCUCUAGCUGCCAAGUCACAAUUUGGACAGUUUCUAUUUCUGUUUUCCUCAAUGGCGGUCGAAUACAUCAGCCAUCACAAAGCGAAGCAUCCACUCAGACGCAGCAUGCUUAUUUGGGAUGAACCAUCGGAUGAAUCAUUGCAAACAAUUUGGAAGGAGUAUAAGCAAAAUCUAAUGACCCUUGCGUCACUGUCAGUUCCUCGUUGGAUCGGCUUUACUAACGAUUGUUCGGAACUUCAGCUACACGGGUGUUGCGAUCUUUCAGAAGUGGCCUACAAAGCAUGUCUAUAUCUGCGUUGUACCGCAUCAGACGGGACUGUGUCAGUACGUCUCAUCACGUCGAAGUCGAGAAUAGCACCACUAGAGAAUCUGAAAGCCAUGAAGAAGAACGUAACAAUUCCUCGGUUAGAACUAUCAUCCGCCCUGCUGCUUAGUCAUCUGUACGAGAAGUUUUCCUCUAACGUUACGGUCAAAUCAACAUUCUUCUGGAUCGAUUCCAUGAUCGUCCAACACUGGCUGGCAUCGCAACCGUCAAGAUGGCAAGUUCGUGUGGCUAAUCGUGUGUCGGAGAUACAACACAUCACCAAAGGUGGCGCUUGGAACCACGUGCCCGGUAUUGAGAACCCGGCAGAUUUGAUUUCCAGGGGAAUGUUCCAGCUGAAUUACAAUAACAAUCGCUUUGGUUCCAAGGUUCACGAUGGUUGGAUCAGAAUCAAGAAGAUUGGUCACGGCCAGAAGAAUCCAUUCCAGAAUCGUUCGGAAGAACGACCAUUGCCAGCUUUCACCGCUCAAGCUACUCCACCUUACGAAAUUUUCGGACUUAGAUCAACAUACUCAGAACUCAUCAGACUGGUCGCACUACUCAUACGUUUCAAGCACAAUUCGCAACCUGGCACCAGGCAAUCUAGAAGAGAGAAGCGUACAAACGGUGCCCGACUGGAAUCAGAUCUCACCACUAUCGAAAUGCUGUGCGGCACGAUAUCACGAGAGCGUUCUAAUGAUACAACGCGCACGGCGUCGUCCUCCAUUUUCGAUCGAGUAGCCUUCGACUUGCACACCGUCAUCCGAUCGGUCGGACAACAACAACAACAACAAUGGCAGUGGCAUGUCUUCCCCUCAAUCUAA
Sabethes cyaneus is the source of this 1950-nucleotide messenger RNA. RefSeq lists its product as uncharacterized. Lineage: Eukaryota; Metazoa; Arthropoda; Insecta; Diptera; Culicidae. The record is from RefSeq and is a predicted model, not a curated record. Bases 1 to 1950 code for a protein of 649 amino acids. The transcript has 4 exons.